GUUUAUUUAAUACUAAGUCAAUAUACCAUCAAAAUCAUGUGCAUAUAAUGAUUGAUACUAGUAUAAAGUUAAAUAAAAAAAAAAGUUUACAAAGAAAGUGGGAGUAGAAAUUGCUAAAAGAAGAUUUCUCACUCACACAGAAUUAGGAGUCCACUAAACCAAACAGAACCUUAUUUUCUCUCUCUCUCACUCCUUCAAAAACCCCCCUCAGCUAACACUACCCAUGCCGGAGGAGACGACGGCGAUCGACUACGUCAUGGAGGCGGCGUCCGGGCCCCACUUCUCCGGCCUCCGCCUCGACAGCCUGCGCUCCGCCGCGUCCUCUCUGCCGUCCCCGCGCGCUUCCGCGCCGCUCACUCCGCCGUCGUCCGCUUUCACCGCCGCCGACUCCGCCGCGCAGAAGCAGCCCUUCGUGAUCGGGGUUUCGGGAGGAACGGCGUCGGGGAAGACGACUGUUUGCGAUAUGAUUAUUCAGCAGCUUCAUGAUCAUCGGGUGGUGCUCGUCAAUCAGGAUUCUUUCUAUCGUGGCUUAACUCCUGAAGAGUUGGAACGUGUGCAUGAGUACAAUUUUGAUCAUCCAGAUGCUUUUGAUACUGAGCAGCUUCUUGAAUGUGUUGAAAAGCUAAAAUUUGGCCAGCCAGUCCAUGUCCCAAUAUAUGACUUUAAAACACAUCAAAGGUGUUCGGACAGCUUCCGCCAGGUGAAUGCAUCUGAUGUAAUCAUACUGGAGGGUAUCCUUGUUUUCCAUGAUCAACGAGUACGAAACCUUAUGAACAUGAAGAUUUUUGUUGACACAGAUGCUGAUGUGAGGCUUGCUCGUAGAAUAAGGCGAGAUAUAGUGGAGAGGGGUAGGGACAUAAACUCUGUGCUAGAACAGUAUGCAAAAUUUGUGAAGCCUGCUUUUGACGAUUUUGUUCUACCGUCCAAAAAAUAUGCUGAUGUAAUUAUACCUCGUGGAGGUGACAAUCAUGUUGCAAUUGACUUGAUUGUCCAACAUCUUCGCACCAAACUUGGGCAGCACGACCUGUGUAAAAUAUAUCCAAAUGUUACUGUCAUACAGUCGACCUUCCAGAUUAGAGGUAUGCAUACCCUGAUUCGAGACCGAGACAUUUCGAAACAUGAUUUUGUAUUUUACUCUGACAGGCUUAUACGUCUGGUUGCGGAACACGGUCUUGGUCAUUUACCAUUCACUGAGAAACAAAUUACUACCCCGACGGGGUCGAUAUAUACUGGUGUUGACUUUUGCAAGAAACUGUGUGCGGUCUCCAUUAUUCGGAGUGGGGAAAGCAUGGAAAAUGCAUUACGUGCUUGUUGCAAAGGGAUUAAAAUUGGAAAAAUUUUGAUCCACCGUGAGGGUGACGAUGGGAAGCAGCUCAUAUAUGAAAAACUUCCUAAUGAUAUCCGUGAGCGCCAUGUCCUCCUCCUUGACCCUGUCCUUGCAACUGGUAACUCCGCUAAUCAGGCAAUCGAGUUACUCAUACAGAAAGGAGUUCCAGAAUCUCACAUUAUAUUCCUAAACCUCAUAUCCGCACCCGAGGGCAUACAUUGUGUUUGCAAACGCUUCCCAUCCUUAAAGAUCGUAACAUCAGAGAUCGACGUAGCCCUGAACAAAGAAUUUCGUGUGAUACCGGGUAUGGGAGAAUUUGGCGAUCGUUACUUUGGCACUGAUGAUUGAUCGUUGCUGGCCCAGAUGAGGCAUUUGGUUACCUGUCGGCCGUGUUUGAAAUUGUAUAUUUUAUGCUAAUCCAUGUUUGCUCUGUCACGUGUUUCGCUAUAUCAAGUUAUUCAAGCACGAAGCUUUUGUACGUGCUCUUUCUCAAUCAAUGGCUGCUUCCAUGUAUUUACCAAUGCAUGUGUUUUACAUUAAUCAAUAUUUUUCUAAUCAUAACUUAAAUUGGAGGGACAUUGAACAUUUGUAGCAGGUUGAUAUAUUUCUAUGCACAUUUGGCAACAGUGUUCUCUCUAA
Molecule: messenger RNA, 1966 nt
Organism: Salvia miltiorrhiza (redroot sage)
Lineage: Eukaryota; Viridiplantae; Streptophyta; Magnoliopsida; Lamiales; Lamiaceae
Product: uridine/cytidine kinase UKL1, chloroplastic
Exons: 14
Coding region: 224-1675 (483 amino acids)
Cellular component (GO): chloroplast; cytoplasm
Molecular function (GO): kinase activity; ATP binding
Source: RefSeq, a predicted model, not a curated record